This is a messenger RNA of Cynocephalus volans (Philippine flying lemur), 3263 nucleotides long. It is a transcript of the gene RABL6, whose product is annotated as RAB, member RAS oncogene family like 6. Lineage: Eukaryota; Metazoa; Chordata; Mammalia; Dermoptera; Cynocephalidae. Gene Ontology annotation, cellular component: nucleus; cytosol. The transcript is spliced from 16 exons. The record is from RefSeq and is a predicted model, not a curated record. Bases 215 to 2452 code for a protein of 745 amino acids. Gene Ontology annotation, molecular function: GTP binding.
AAGAUGGCGGCGCUGGCGGGCGGAGUGCGGCCGCGCCGGAGGCCGGAGAGGAGCUGACGCGGCUGAGGUCCCGAGCUGCCGCCCGAGGCCGCGCUCCGCCGCCGGGACCCCGGCCUCGGGGAGCCGGCCGCCGGGACAUGGUGCGAGGUGCGCCGCGCCGCCGCCGCCGCUGAGCUCGCCGGCCGCGCCCGGGCUCGGCCGUCCGAGCGGGAAGAUGUUUUCCGCCCUCAAGAAGCUGGUGGGGUCGGAGCAGGCCCCGGGCCGGGACAAGAGCAUCCCCGCCGGGCUGCAGUCCAUGAACCAGGCGCUGCAGAGGCGCUUCGCCAAAGGGGUGCAGUACAACAUGAAGAUUGUGAUCCGCGGAGACAGGAACACAGGCAAGACUGCGCUGUGGCACCGGCUGCAGGGCAAGAAGUUUGUGGAGGAGUACAUCCCCACGCAGGAGAUCCAGGUCACCAGCAUCCACUGGAACUACAAGACCACUGAUGACAUUGUCAAAGUUGAAGUCUGGGAUGUGGUUGACAAAGGUCACAAGCUCCUCCUCUGUGGUCCUCUGGGAAAAUGCAAAAAGCGAGGUGAUGGCUUGAAGGUGGAGAACGACCCUCAGGAGGCAGAAUCUGAAAUGGCCCUGGACGCCGAGUUCCUGGAUGUCUACAAGAACUGCAGCGGGGUGGUCAUGAUGUUUGACAUCACCAAGCAGUGGACCUUCAACUACAUCCUGCGGGAGCUUCCCAAAGUGCCGACCCACGUGCCGGUGUGUGUGCUGGGGAACUACCGUGACAUGGGCGAGCACCGCGUCAUCCUGCCCGACGACGUGCAUGACUUCAUCGACAACCUGGACAGACCUCCAGGCUCCUCCUAUUUCCGCUAUGCUGAAUCUUCUAUGAAGAACAGCUUCGGCCUAAAGUACCUUCAUAAGUUCUUCAACAUUCCGUUUCUGCAGCUUCAGAGGGAGACGCUGCUGCGGCAGCUGGAGACCAACCAGCUGGACAUUGAUGCCACACUGGAGGAACUGUCGGUUCAACAGGAGACUGAGGACCAGAACUACGACAUCUUCCUCGAGAUGAUGGAGGCUCGAAACCGCGGCCAUGCAUCCCCGCUGGUGGCUAAUGGGCAAAGCCCGUCCUCAGGCUCCCAGUCACCAGUUGUGCCUCCAAGCACCAUGUCCACAGGGAGCUCCAGCCCCAGCACACCCCAGCCCCCCCCACAGCUGCCCCUCAGCACCCCCUCAUCCUGCCCCCUGCCACCGUCCUCCAUGUCCCCUGUAGCCCCCUCAGAGCCCCUGCCUCCCCCCACACACCCCUCGGCCCCGGCCCCACCCCCACGACGCAGCAUCAUCUCACGGCUGUUUGGGACCUCGCCUGCUGCUGACGUGGCCCCUUCACCUCCAGAGCCAGCCCCAGCUGCACAAGCCCCAGCAAAAGUCCAGAAUGUCGAGGACUUUGUUCCUGAGGACAACCUUGACCACAGCUUCCUAGAAGACACAGCCACCUUGACGGAUGAGAAGAAAGUCAGAGCCAAGGUCUUACAGCAGGAUAGUGACAGCGAUGGGGAGGCCCUGGGAGGGAACCCCCUGGUGGCAGGUUUCCAAGAUGACGUGGACCUUGAGGAUCAGCCCCAUGGUGGAGCCCUGCUGCCCUCAGGCCCUGUCCCCAGUAAAAACAUCACACUUUCAAGUGAGGAGGAAGCAGAGGCAGCAACAGAUCACCCCGAAGUCACUGUCCUGGCUUUCCAGCAGUGUUCAGAGCCAGCUACUGAACGGUCCUCCACAAAAGCCCUGAGGCCACACCCCGCCAGAGCCUCAGUGGCCCCCUGGCCAGGUGGUCUCCCAUCUCACUCGGGUCCUGAGAAGCCUGGCAGCACCAAGCCUCCCGCCAAGGGCUCUUCUCACAGAUUCAAGGUGGGAGAGGAGGAGCAGGCACCGUCCUCAGACAGUGACCCUGAGGGGCCCAUCGCUGCCCAGAUGCUGUCCUUUGUCAUGGAUGACCCUGACUUCGAGAGCGAAGAGUCGGACACACAACGGAGGGCGGAUGAGUUCCCCGUGCGAGAAGACCUCUCUGAUGUGACCGAUGAGGACGCUGGCCCUGCCCAGCUGCCUCCAGCCCCUAAGCCCCCUGUCCCCUCCUUCAGACUGAAGAACAACUCGGAUCUCUUCGGGCUGGGGCUGGAGGAGCCAGGACCCAAGGAGAGCAGCGAGGAGGGUAAGGAAGGCAAGCCUCCCCCUAAGGAGAGGAAGAAGAAGAAGAAGAACAGAGAGGAGGAAGAAAAGGCCACGAAGAAGAAGAGCAGACACAAGAAGACCAAGGACAAGGAGGAGGGCAGGGACGAGCGGAGGAGGAGGAAGCCCCCACACAGCAAGGACAGGCAGGCCGUGGACGAGCUGGAGGCCUUCCUGGGUGGUGGGGCCCUGGGUGGCCACCACCCCGGGGGUGGUGACUACGAGGAGCUCUAGGCCUGGGAGGGCAGCUGACCACCCUGGGGGAGGGAGGGGCAUACCUGUCGCUGCCUGGGGAGGCUUCUGCCUGCGCCUGCUGGGACCACACUACCGCUGCGUCCUAGCCAUCGCCUUUGCCCUCUACAGCCCAGCCUGGCCCAGCCUACUCUGUACUUGCUUCCAUGCUGGAAGAGGCCUGUGGCCAGGCCUUGUGGUCAGUGGCUCCUGGCCAGGCGCUGCAGGGAGGGAUGGCUGGGCUGCAGCCAGCUUGGUGGAUGACCAGGCCCAUCUCUGGGAAGAGCCAUGGCCAGUCCCCAGUGUUUCUCAGGGAUGUGACUGAGGCCGAGGAGGGACCCAAGAGGGUCUGUUUACAGAGGCAGGGCAGGGGGCUGCUUGGCUUCUCAGAUGUCACCCCAGCACCUGCUCCUGCUUGCCUCCCGAGCCCACCCAGGCCACAGCAUGCUGACGGGUUCCAUUUUCUGCCACUACUGCAAGGCUCAGGCUUCCUGUGGACCCCUCCCUGUGCACCCAGAGCAGAGUGUGGGGCUGCCCUGAGCACAGGUGUGCAGACUCAAGGGAAGGUGCAGGAGCACCUGCCCCUGCAAGGCAGCCAAGGCCCUGCACCAGCUGAGGCUGGCAAGGGAACAGCAGCCUCAAGGCCUCUCCUGGGAGAGAGACACUUCCCAGGGGCAGUCUUUCAGACUUGCUGUGUGGCCACAGCUGCACCUCUGCUCAGGUGAGGCCUCUGUGCAGGUGAGCGCCACAGGCCAGCACUGGGAGGCUCUUCUUCUCAGACACUCCACUCAGACCAUAAAGCUCUCCUGUUUUA